Molecule: messenger RNA, 369 nt
Organism: Echinostoma caproni
Lineage: Eukaryota; Metazoa; Platyhelminthes; Trematoda; Plagiorchiida; Echinostomatidae
Source: the annotation of a GenBank genome assembly
AUGACUCAUCCGUCUUUUCUAGUUCUCUUCCCACGCCAUCUAACCGAGACUGCCGCACCGCGAACAAUAAACCUCAUUCACACGUUGCGUAACUAUCUGCAUUAUCACAUCAAGUGCUCCAAAGGCUACAUCCACCGUCGAAUGCGUGCCAAAACAGCCGAGUUUAUUAAAAUCCUGAACCGCGCUCAUCCACAGUAUACUGUUACACCCGCCAUCCAGGUCGGUUUGCCCACUAAAGUGCCCUCGUAUGCCUCAUUCGGCCUAUACGANGGGUCUGCUAACGGGACGAACAAUGGAGGUAGUUCCAAAGAGCCUUCCCCUGACUGGCCUGCUCCCCCGGACAGUGCCAUCACAAACGGGUUUGUUUGA